GCCACGUAUCGUAGGUUGCUUCGACUCCCUAAUCCACGAGAUCCUCGUCAGCUCAGGGUCCAGCAAAAAUUGGCUUGAAUAACAACAUCAGACGACAGACACCAAUUCUGUGGGCCACAAGAUGUUCCCUGCAGAGCUAUACGAAGCCUUUAUUGAUCAACUGGAUGGAGAGAAACAUGCGCUGGCUAUGUGUGCGCUCACCCACCGCUCUCUACUGGAUGUAUCACAACAACGGUUGUUCGCGGAUAUACGCCUCAACUUCGACUCGCACGCCACCGAAACUGGGUCUCGCAUAACUCAGCUCCUCGCUGCAUUAGACACAUCUCCUCGCCUUGGUUCCUAUGUUCGGCGAUUCACCAUCAGUUGCGAAGCUGACGGGGAAGCGCAUCUCCACUGCGCGAGCCUCCUUCCCCCGCUGCUGGACCAUCUAUCCGCUCUCCGGUGUUACAGCAGCCGAAGGGUGUUCAAUAGCGCUGGGGAUCCCGUUGAACGCGCUGUCGAGCGCGUGUUGCAGCUACCGACUCUCGAGGAGGUUUGCUUACGCCUGACAUUCGAUUUCCCCUUUCACCUCAUUCGCUCUCCCUCUGUGCGACACCUCGCGCUCACCGACGCGGGAGAGACCGGAAUCACUGCUCUUCGGGAGACAGAGCAGCCGCCACUCAAGCUGCUUACCCUGAAGCUAUGCGCAUCAACGGAGAUAGCGCAGGCCCGCGCAGCUGAGUGGUUGAAUAGCGCCCAAGUCGAUCUGAGCGAUCUUCGUGCAUUCAUGCUCGAUCCGGGAUGGCUGAGUCCUUCGUCCGCACGGCGCUUCCUCAGUACGUUCGCGGGAACACUGCAGCUGCUUGCCUUGAUUCCUCACAAUACAAAUUCGGAAGUCACGCACGAUUUCCUGCGCAUCAUGGCUCAGCCGUCGUUGUGCUGGCCAUCAUUGCGCACGCUGGUCUUGUAUGCGACCAAGGGAUCUGACUUCGGCCUUCGCAUUCAUCCCCUCGACAAGGAGCUGAUGCGGUCCCUCGACGCUGCCCUGGCGGAGCGGAAGGAUAUGUAUCCCGCCUUGCAGGAUGUGAUCAUACGCUCACACGCGGACUUGGUGGAGACCCCGCUGUACACCCUCAAAUCCAAGACCACGGACGGGGAAGAAUGGUGGAGACUUCGCGACCCGGUCAACCUAUGGAUGGCGCACUCCGUCGUGGAACGCAUACUGAACGCACACAGAGAAUUCGUAGCUUGCUUCCCGAAAUGUGCGGAGGCUGGUCUACUGCGCGACACCCCUUCGACAAACGUAGUCGCAUAGGAUGUAUGUUGUGCGUUGAGUGCCAGAAAAGGACGUUGAAC
Schizophyllum commune H4-8 is the source of this 1335-nucleotide messenger RNA. RefSeq lists its product as uncharacterized. Lineage: Eukaryota; Fungi; Basidiomycota; Agaricomycetes; Agaricales; Schizophyllaceae. The coding region runs from base 122 to 1294 and encodes 390 amino acids. The transcript has 3 exons. The record is from RefSeq and is a predicted model, not a curated record.